This is a messenger RNA of Cannabis sativa, 720 nucleotides long. RefSeq names its product agamous-like MADS-box protein AGL29. The transcript has a single exon. Bases 1 to 720 code for a protein of 239 amino acids. NCBI's taxonomy places the organism in Eukaryota, Viridiplantae, Streptophyta, Magnoliopsida, Rosales, Cannabaceae. The record is from RefSeq and is a predicted model, not a curated record. Gene Ontology annotation, biological process: regulation of transcription by RNA polymerase II. Gene Ontology annotation, molecular function: RNA polymerase II cis-regulatory region sequence-specific DNA binding; DNA-binding transcription factor activity, RNA polymerase II-specific; protein dimerization activity.
AUGUGUAAGAGAAAGAGAAGUUUGGAAGAAGAGGGAGAACAACAACAACAAAAACCAGGACAGUGCUCCAAUGUGUUUGUCAGUUUCUCAAAGAGACGUACAGGGCUUUUCCAUAAGGCAAGUGAAUUAUGUGUCAAGUUCGGCGCUCAAAUCGCCAUUGUCAUCUUAUCACCAACAGACAAUCCUUAUGCUUUCGGUCACACUUCAGUGGAUGAAGUUCUUCAACACUACCUUCAUCAAACUACAAUCAUUCCCCGUUGCCUCACUGAUGAACACAAACACCAAAACCAGAGAAUUGAAGGUCUCAAGUACAGCCGAAAGCAAGAGCGGAAACUAGAGAGUAUGGAUGAGGAAAGUAAGGUGGUGAUGGGACUCAAGCAUUGGAUUGAGAAUGAGGUUGAAGCUGAUUGUAAGACUAGUACUGAUGUGGAAGAGUUGGAGUUUUUGAAGCAAAAAUAUUUGGUAUUGCUUGACCAAAUUAAUCAGAGAAUAUUGGGGUCUGUGGAAAAAGGAAAAGAAGAAGAUAUUGUUAGUAUUGACAGCAAUUCUUUCAGUACUGAUGAAGUGUUUACUAGUAUUGAUAGCACUCCUUUCAGCACUGAAGAAGGGUACUUUGACUUUGAUACCACUCAUUUCAGCACUGAAGAAGAGUACUUUGACUUUGAUACCACUCAUUUUGAGGAAGAGUUUGGUAUUUCCUUAGCUGAUUUAUGGUCUUGA